AUGAGCAUUUCACAGGAUCAGAGUGGCUUCCCCAGUAACCGAGAACCCCUUUUGAGGUGUUGUGAUGCACGAAGGGACUUGGAGCUUGCUAUUGGUGGAGUUCUUCGGGCUGAACAGCAAAUUAAAGAUAAUCUCCGAGAGGUGAAAGCUCAGAUUCAUAGCUGCAUAAGCCGUCACCUGGAAUGCCUUCGAAGCCGUGAGGUGUGGCUGUAUGAACAGGUGGACCUCAUCUAUCAACUGAAAGAGGAGACGCUGCAGCAACAGGCCCAGCAGCUCUACUGGUUACUGGGCCAGUUCAAUUGUCUUAUUCAUCAACUGGAAUGCUCCCCAAACAAAGAUCUAGCCAAUCAAGUCUCUGUGUGCCUGGAGAGACUGGGCAGUUUGACUCUCAAACCAGAAGACUCAACUGUCCUGCUCUUUGAAGCAGACACUACUGCGUUGCGUCAGACCAUCACCACAUUUGGGUCCCUCAAGACCAUGCAAAUUCCUGAGCACCUGUUGGCUCAUGCUAACCCAUCAAGUAGUGGACCCUUCUUGGAGAAGAGAGGUUAUAUCCCAGUGCCAGAGCAGAUGUCAUCAGCCAGCACCACAGCUGUCCCUCUCAGCGAGUGGCUCCUUGGAAGCAAACCUGCCAGUGGUCGUCAGGCAGUGUACAUGCCCAGCGCCAAUCCCCAGGAUUGGCUCUCCCAAAAGCAGCCCUUGGAGAAUAGUCAGACCUCUCCCAGAGCCUACAAUUUCUUCAGUAAUGUCUUGGGCAACCUGAAGGGCUUGGAAAACUGGCUUCUCAAGAGUCAGCAGCAAGAAGUUUCUGAAAAAUCAAGUCACCAAAAGCGCAACAGUCCUUCUGCCAACUCAUUCUCCGAAGGUGAAAAAGUUAGAGAUGUAGAGUUUCUUGAACAAGAUGAGGUGGACCUUUCUGAUUGGUUGCUGACUCCCCAGGUGCCCCAUAAGCUGGAGAAGUCUGAAAAUGGCAGCUGUGAAACUAGUGAAAAGUUUCAGCUCUUGUUCCAGGUUUUCCAGGAGCCCUACAAUGUUAGUGAUUGGCUUGUCAAGCCUGACUCUUGUACCAAUUGUCAGGGCAACCAGCCCAAAGGUGUGGAAAUUGAAAACCUGGGCAAUCUGAAGUGCCUAAAUGACCACUUAGAAGUUAAGAAACCGUUGUCCACCCCCAACAUGGUUACCAUGGAUUGGCUUGUCCAGAACCACCAAGAACCAUAUAAAGUAGAAGAGAUAUGCAGAGCCAAUGAGCCCUGCACAAGCUUUUCUGAAUGUGUGUGUGACGAAAAUUGUGAGAAGGAAGCGCUGUGUACAUGGCUCCUGAAGAAAGAAGGAAAAGAUAAAAAUGGGAUGCCUGUGGAUCCAAAAUCUGAGCUUGAAAAGCUUAAAGAUUCCCGAAAUAUGUGGCUCUGUCCUUCCAGAACAGAGGCAACAGAACAAGUUAAGGCACCAAAGGUCAUGGCUCCUUCUAGAAUUGCUGAUUCCUUUCAAGUCAUAAGGAACAGUCCCUUGUCAGGGUGGCUCAUGAGACCAUCAUGCCAAGAAGGAAGUCCCAAGGAAGUGCUUAGUACCGAGGACACAGCUGGCAAACAAAAGCUUGUGAGUCUGAUGGCCACUUCCCGGUGUCCCUUUAAUCCAGCUGACUGGGUCUUGCCAGUGAACACACGAAAUCUCAGCCAGGUACCCUCUGGAGAAGACAAAUGGCUACUUCGAAAGAAGGCCCAGGAAGUAUUGCUUAAAUCACCCCUAAAGGAGGAACAUAACUUUCCCCCAGAUUGCUAUGGCCUUCCAGCAGUUUGUGAUCUCUUUGCCUGUAUGCAGCUUAAAGCUGAUAAAGAGAAGUGGUUGUAUCGAACUCCUCUACAGAUGUGA
Chrysochloris asiatica (Cape golden mole) is the source of this 1869-nucleotide messenger RNA. It is a transcript of the gene NCOA4, whose product is annotated as nuclear receptor coactivator 4. NCBI's taxonomy places the organism in Eukaryota, Metazoa, Chordata, Mammalia, Afrosoricida, Chrysochloridae. Gene Ontology annotation, molecular function: transcription coactivator activity. The transcript is spliced from 9 exons. Gene Ontology annotation, biological process: intracellular iron ion homeostasis; response to hormone. The record is from RefSeq and is a predicted model, not a curated record. The coding region runs from base 1 to 1869 and encodes 622 amino acids.